AUGUCCCGACUUUCUUUUGUCGCUGCUCUCUUUGCUCUGGUCGCCUCUGUCAAUGCUCAGAGCACCUCCGUUGCGAAUCCAUUUAGCGGAAUCCCCCCUCUCUCCGGCUUGCCAGUCUGCAACACCGAGUGCGCUGCAGUAGCCCAAAUUCAAUCAAGCUGGAAUGGAGAUUAUGUAUUCGUCUGCAUGCACAACCACCUUUGCCAACAGCCUGACGUCCUGCAUGACUUGUGUCGCCAAUUCGAGUCUCGGCCGAUCCUCCUCACGCCCGAGAACGAACAAUUGCUCUCCAGUGCAAUCACAAACUACGAGAACUCCUGUCAGCAAGCCGGCAGUCCUGUGACAAUUAAUGUAUCGUCCAUUCUUGCCGGUCCAACUGGCUCAACCUCUUCUGGUACGGGCACUGCCCGUGCGACGAGCUCUACUGCGUCAAACACAGCCGCACCUGGCAGCAAUAACGGUGCAUCGACUGUACAUAUCGGAUUCGGUGCUCUCGUUGGAGCUACUGCUCUCGUCUUCUCCGGCCUUUACUAA
Serendipita indica DSM 11827 is the source of this 534-nucleotide messenger RNA. NCBI's taxonomy places the organism in Eukaryota, Fungi, Basidiomycota, Agaricomycetes, Sebacinales, Serendipitaceae. The record is from the annotation of a GenBank genome assembly.